AAGCACAACAUUUGAUUGUUUAUGCAACUGCAAGAACAAAAUCCUAAUUCUUUAUCUCCCAUGCCUCUGUGCUGCUGCGUUUUUUCUUUCUAAAUUUCUGUUGCAGAAUCCCAGAUUUAAUUCGUUUGAUUUGGGAUCAGUUGUCGAGUCUUUUCGUCGUUUAAACCCCUCGAUUCCGUGAAUUAGGGUUUCUUUUCUUUGGGUUACCAUGUUCGAUUGAAUUGAUUGGAAUUGCUGAAUUUUUUGGGGAAUUAAUUGAUAAUUCCGAAUUCGAACGGGUUGUUUCGGAGGCUGUAGAAUGUUUAUCUGUUCUAAUUAUCUCAAUUAACGAACCAUUCUUUCAUUAUAUUAGCUUGGCGGUGGGUCGCAAAAUUCCCACAUUCUUUCUAUCUGAACCGAUAAAUCUUGAUACGUUUUUGUUUCUUUCUCCACCAAACCGGACUGAAGUUAGGGUUUCUAUUGAGAUUUCUGGUAUGAAAAGAGGGUUAACGAUGGAUAAUUGUUACGGUCAGGGAAGAAGAUGAUUGAACCGAUGGUGCGAUCAAAAAUGCCGAAUGUUAAACGCUGCAAAUUGGAGGAAAUUGAUGCGGAUACGACAGAUGAUUCACAUCGUCAUUACCCUUCUGGGAGUUUUACCAAGAAACAAAGAACAAACACCGUGUUCGUGGCAAAUGCUGAUAAGGAAGCCUGUUUUAUCGACUACGAAAACGUCGUUAACGCUUGGUGCACCGGAGGAGUUCCAUGUACCCCUACCGAUUUGAAGUCGAGUUCAGGUUCAAUUCAAUUACUCAAGUCUUCUCGAAGUCGUCUAUCAGUAUGUCCCUCGCGAUUUAACGAUUCAGUUAUAGGUUUGUGGAAGAAAGAGAAUGAUACCGAUAUGAUUACGAACAUAAAGAAGCGCAAAAGCCCAUUUUGUGACAGAGAAUCAGUACCGAAGAAACAGAGUAUGGAAGUGAUGGUGGGUGAAAUGUACACAAGUUCCUCUAGUUCUGCAACUUCAAUUGGUAAUAAUAAUUUUAACAGCAAUAAGAAGGCGAGAAAGACAAUCAAGAAUAAAAACAAGAAGGAAUCUUAUGCACAUGGAGAUUUUCAUAGAGGUGAAAUUGUGUGGGCAAAAUGCUCGAAUAGGUUUCCAGCUUGGCCAGCUAUUGUGAUCGAUGCACAACAAGAAGCUCCUGUAUCUGUAAAGAAAGCCCGCGUUCCAAACACUGCUUGUGUUAUGUUUUAUGGGUAUUCAAAAAGAGGAACAAGGGAUUAUGCAUGGGUGAAAGACGGAAUGAUAUUUCCUUUUUUGGAGUAUUUAGACAGAUUUCAGGGACAAACUCAAUUGUACGGAUGCAAACCAGAUGAUUUUCGUAAGGCAAUAGAAGAAGCAUACAUUAUUGAAAAUGGGAAUUUGAAUUCUUGCUAUGAGGACAAACAAGAAUGUUCAAGUGAUUCCGAUUCCGCUUCCGAUUGUGAACCCGAUUCGGAUUCCGAUUCUGACCCCGAUUCGGAUUCUGAUUCCGAUCUUGUUGAGAUCAAAGUGAAAACUGCUACAGAACGUCAUCUUACAUAUUUCAAAAGUAAAAAGAUUGUUUAUAAUAAGAAAGAGGAGCAACCAUGUGAGAGCUGUGGUUUGAUUUUUCCAAAUGAAACAAUGAAUAAUGCUUUGUGUGAGCGUUGUACUCCAAAAGUUAAUAAGAAUAUCAUUACAGAAUGCAAAAGUCAACCUUCUGUUGACCAAUUAGCUGUAGAUAAAUCCCCACCAAAACCCCGCAGAUUAACAGAAAAUAAUGCUCAAAGUACAUUGCCUGAUAAAAUAAGUGUCAUCUGCAACAACAUGGAAGGGAUUUAUUAUCCAAAUCUUCAUUUAGUUGAGUGUAAAUGUGGUUCAUGUGGGACAAGAAAACAAACCCCAUCUGAAUGGGAACGCCAUACUGGUUCCAGAGCAAAAAAGUGGAAAGUCAGCAUUAAAGUCAAGGGUUCAAUGUUACCCCUCGAAAAAAUGCUUGCAGAUAAUAACGUUCAUUAUGUUAAGUCUUCUCCUUUAGAUGAACAACAGUUAUUUUCAUUUCUUCAAGAGAAGUAUGAACCUAUUCAUGCAAAGUGGACAACUGAAAGAUGUGCUAUAUGUAGAUGGGAUGAAGAUUAUGAUAUCAACAAAAUUAUCAUCUGCAACAGGUGUCAAAUAGCUGUGCAUCAAGAAUGUUAUGGAGUUAGAGAUGUUCAUGACUUCACAUCUUGGGUUUGUAGGGCAUGUGAAACACCUGAAAUUGAAAGAGAAUGUUGUCUAUGUCCUGUUAAAGGUGGGGCUAUGAAGCCAAGUGAUAUAGAACCCUUGUGGGUCCACGUCAUCUGUGCAUGGUUUAGACCUGAAGUUGCUUUUUUAAGUGAUGAAAAAAUGGAACCUGCAACUGGGCUUUUAAGGAUUCCACCUGAUUCAUUUGUUAAGGCAUGUGUAAUUUGCAAGCAAAUUCAUGGUUCUUGCAUACAGUGUUGCAAAUGUGCCACUUUCUUUCAUGCAAUGUGCGCUUCACGUGCUGGAUACUGUGUUGAACUGCAUUCGUCUGAGAAAGGUGGGAUUUAUAACACCAAAUGGACAACAUACUGUGCUAUCCACAGAACACCAGCAGACAAUGGGAUUGUGAUCAGGACUUCAUCAGAGGUGUUUUGUGCAACAGGAUUGCUUCAAAAACAGAAUCAAAAACAGAGUUUUAGAGGCUCAAGACUCGUAUCAUGUGCAAAUGUAAAUCUUUCUUCUUCUUCAACAUCAGAGAACAAUGAGUUUGAGCCUCUAUCUGCUGCCAGGUGUCGCAUUUAUACACCAUCAACCACCAAGAAUGAUGUAAAGGAAGCGUUGUUUCACCGAGUUAUGGGCCCAAUUCAGCAUCCUGUAGAUGCCAUCGAUUCCUUAACUCCCAACAGUGAAGUUCAAGAUUUGAAUUCGUGUUUGACAUUCAAGGAAAGACUCGACAGUUUACAGAGGAUGGAAAAACAUCGUGUGUGUUUUGGUAAAUCUGGAAUACAUGGGUGGGGCCUCUUUGCACGUAGGAAGAUACUAGAAGGAGAAAUGGUUCUUGAAUACCGGGGUGAGCAGGUGAGGCGCAGUGUAGCAGAUUUGAGAGAGGUCAAAUAUAGAUCUCAAGGGAAAGAUUGCUAUUUGUUUAAGAUUAGUGAGGAUAUUGUAAUUGAUGCCACAAAUAAGGGUAAUAUGGCACGCUUAAUUAACCAUUCGUGUAUGCCGAAUUGCUAUGCUAGGAUUUUGAGUAUGGGUGAGGAGGAGAGCCGGAUAGUCCUCAUUGCUAAAAGCAAUGUUGCCGCUGGUGAUGAAUUGACGUAUGACUACAAAUUUGAUCAAGAUGAGCAAGAUGAAGUUAAAGUCCCUUGUUUAUGUAGAGCCUCCAAUUGUCGAAAUUUCAUGAAUUAGUUAUACUUAGUAUAUAACCAAAGUUGCUUUUUUUUUUUCUUUAUAGCAUGUAAAUUCUAGUCAUAUCUUCCAACGUUUUUCAUUCAAAUGAUUAUCGAGUAUUCUUUUUCAUGGAAAGAAAGAUUUUGAUUUGUUUGUUUGUUUA
Messenger RNA from Lactuca sativa (garden lettuce), 3554 nucleotides. RefSeq names its product histone-lysine N-methyltransferase ATX3. The record is from RefSeq and is a predicted model, not a curated record. Lineage: Eukaryota; Viridiplantae; Streptophyta; Magnoliopsida; Asterales; Asteraceae. Gene Ontology annotation, biological process: regulation of transcription by RNA polymerase II. Gene Ontology annotation, molecular function: protein binding.